This is a messenger RNA of Vigna angularis (adzuki bean), 588 nucleotides long. Its product is annotated as putative lipid-transfer protein DIR1. Gene Ontology annotation, biological process: systemic acquired resistance. The record is from RefSeq and is a predicted model, not a curated record. The transcript has 2 exons. NCBI's taxonomy places the organism in Eukaryota, Viridiplantae, Streptophyta, Magnoliopsida, Fabales, Fabaceae. Gene Ontology annotation, molecular function: fatty acid binding. Bases 27 to 386 code for a protein of 119 amino acids.
UGUUGUUGUCACACUGAUUGAAGAAAAUGGAAGAUUACAAAAAGGGUUUUUGCCUUCUUUGCGUUCUAGUCUUUGUAAGCAUUUCAGAGAUUCAUAGAGUGGAGGGUGCAGGGGAAUGUGGGAGGUCUACUACUCCAGAUAAUGAAGCACUGAAGCUUAUUCCUUGUGCCUCUGCAGCACAAGAUGAAAAUGCUAAAGUUUCUCAGAGUUGCUGUGCUCAGGUCCAGAAACUUGGCAAGAACCCUAGUUGUCUGUGUGCUGUUAUGCUUUCCAACACAGCCAAGUUAUCUGGAGCUGACCCUAAGGUUGCCAUAACCAUCCCAAAACGCUGCAACCUUCCUAAUCGCCCUGUUGGUUACAAGUGUGGACCUUACACUCUGCCUUAAGUUUGUACUGAAAACAAGGAGGGACUGGAGCAUGGUGUUAACUAAAAACUGUGACUGAAAAACUACGUUUCAUUCUCCAUGUAACAUUCUGAUCAAUAAUGGCUAGCAGCACUCUAGUCUUCUUGCUGAAUAAAAUCUGCACUUGUAACGUUUAAUGUUUAUAAACUUGUUUACUGUAUUAAUAUAUUUCUUUUCCUCUAAA